Molecule: messenger RNA, 933 nt
Organism: Gastrolobium bilobum
Lineage: Eukaryota; Viridiplantae; Streptophyta; Magnoliopsida; Fabales; Fabaceae
Product: rho GDP-dissociation inhibitor 1-like
Exons: 5
Coding region: 115-816 (233 amino acids)
Biological process (GO): Rho protein signal transduction
Cellular component (GO): cytosol; cytoplasm; membrane
Molecular function (GO): protein binding; Rho GDP-dissociation inhibitor activity
Source: RefSeq, a predicted model, not a curated record
CUAAAUUUAGCACUAGUUACCAACCAACUUUGAAACAGCAUAUAUAUUUUUUUAUUUUUUGUUUCAGGGUUCACACAUUCUCUUGUUGGUUGGUUUCUGAUUCCGAGGUUGAAAAUGUCUGCUGCUGUGAGAGCUGUCUCCUCCACAACCAAGGAUGUUUCAUUCAACCCUCAUUUAGAGGAAGAGCUCAAAAACAGUGAUGGUGCCAACACUGAUGAUGCUGAAGAAACUGAGCCAGAGGAUGAUGAUGACUCCAAGUUGGAAUCUGACAGGGAAUUGGAUCUUGGUCCUCAAUUUUCCCUCAAGGAACAGCUUGAGAAAGAUAGAGAUGAUGAAAGUUUGAGAAAAUGGAAAGAGCAACUUCUGGGAAGUGUUGAUAUCUCUACCGUUGGAGAAAGUAAAGACCCAGAAGUGAAGAUACUGAGCCUCACAAUUACAAGCCCAGACAGGCCCGACCUCACAUUGCCAAUUCCUUUUAAUAAUGAUCCUAAGAAGAGUCUCUUCAUCCUUAAGGAAGGAAGCCAAUGUCGCAUGAAAUUCACCUUCACUGUCUCCAACAACAUCGUUUCUGGUCUCAAAUACACAAAUAUUGUUUGGAAAACUGGUGUUAGAGUGGAUAGCAGAAAAAGAAUGUUGGGAACUUUUAGCCCCCAGCAGGAACCAUAUACAUAUGAUUUGGAAGAAGAAACUACCCCUUCUGGCAUGUUUGUCAGGGGAACCUAUGCGGCAAGAACUAAGUUUGUGGAUGACGAUAAAAGAUGCUACUUGGAUGUCAGCUACUACUUUGAAAUUCAGAAGAAUUGGGCGACACCUUGAUGAGAUUCAAACUUUUAGUAAUUUAGUGGGGUUUUUUUUUUUACUCUUGAAUUUGUUAUCUUUCUGGAACAGAUUGGAACUCAACUUCUUGAUUAUCAAAUCCAGUUAGUACCAUUG